UAAUUUCCAGUUCGUCCUGUCCGGUCGUUAAGCGCGCGCGUCUCGCGGCGGCUAGUCGUGCCGCUGCAGAGCCGUAGACCAGACGACACAGCACGUCACGCCCGGCAACAUGAUCGCGUCGCGAAUUUUUUGCGUUCUCACCGCGGUCCUGUGGGACUCCGGGAUCUGGGCCGCGCCCACGGUCACGUACGACCAGCGCCAGCACGGUGAAUACAAUCUGCGGGUCGACCUGGACGAUGUAGCCGUGCUGCUGUUGCCCGGAAGCGAAUUGUUCGCGCAGAGGACCGCACUGACCCCCGGGCUGUUCAAGAUAUUCGGACGGCGUAACGGCGGCGGCGUCGGUGGACAUUCGAAAAAGAAGCAAAAGAACUGCAGCACGACUACCACGACGACUACCACUACCUCCACCACUACGGAGAGACCGGAAGUACCAUAUGGCGAGAUAGCACCGUCCCCCGGUAGCUCUUCCCAGGGAUACGAAGAAGUUGCCCAAGGACCCGAAGAGAUUGCACAGGGUGAUGUGCUGCCGUCGGUUUCUACCGGACCAGAGAAGACGGCCGUGUUCGCCGAGCCUGACUUGAACGACCGGCUCGUCGAGUCGGCUAAUCGGAAAACCGUGAGUACAAGCGACCUUCUUUACGUGACGCCUACAAACGUUCCCGCAGGUGACCAUGCGGUGGAAGCUGGUGAUGUGGUUGCGGUGGCCGACGACAAAUUCGCGGUCUCGGAAGCCGUAACCGGUCUGACGGAAAUGGUGAUCGUGAACACCGUGGAAAAACAUGCGGGAUCGUCGACUGCGAUUCCAGACGAUUUGGACGAGGUACAGGCCGACGUUAAGCCGAUCAAAAACGAACCGUCGGCUGUAUUGUGGUCGCCGGACGUGAAAACGGCCAGUGACGAGACUAAGAAAACCGAAGAAACGGCAACGGUCGCGGCGAAAGCCGAAGAAAUCGUGAUCUCCAGCGAGAAAUCAAACGCCGUCGAAAAGCCGGAAAAACACGCGGUACCAACGAGUACGGCAACAGGGACGGAAAACAAAUCCGCGUUGAAAUCCACGGACGUAGAGAAGUCCAUAUCGUCAGCGGACGAAAAGAGCGGCGGGGUCACGGGAGCAGACGUCGAGCCCGUCGAAAUGGUUGCCAUGAAAGCCGUGGCGAAACCGACUUCCGCGGGAACGUCCAAGGUGGUGCCAAAACUCGCAGCCGCAGACACCGCGACCAAGAGCAGUGCGACAGGGAACGUCGGCGUACCGUCAUCGGACGGUGUUGUCGUCACCGAAAUGAUCGCCAUGAAAACGAUGGAAAAACCAUCGUCCGCGGUAACCGCGGUAGACGGGUCCGAGACGGGCGCUGUACCGACAGAGAUGCAACCCCUCAGGAAGAAGCCUGCCGGUGAGCCCGACGAGACCAUCGUGUCGAGAUCGGCACCGAAACUGACCGAAAUGGUCGCGGUGAAGACGAUGGAAAAUCCAGCAACAGUGUCGACCAUGAAGAGCGUUAUCGCCGUGAAAACCGUGAUAAAACCAGGGACCCCGAACACCACUGUUCUAUCCAACGGUUCUUCGGUUAUGCGUAAGGUCGGCGACCGCAAACCACUGCCCUCGGUAUCGUUAGACGUCGCACCGCCGAUAGCAGUAUAAACGCGCGCACAUCGACUAAUAUAAACGUAUUUAAAACCGAUUUUGUGUCAUAAUAGGAUUAUGUUAACCCCUGUGCGAUUGUCGACAAGUCAUGAAAUCGUAUUUGCUCUGUCCGUUCGUUUCGGAUAAAACAAUAAUAUUAUACUUUUAUUAUAUAUAUAUAUUUAUAACUUAAAAAAUUC
Sipha flava (yellow sugarcane aphid) is the source of this 1821-nucleotide messenger RNA. Its product is annotated as endochitinase A-like. The record is from RefSeq and is a predicted model, not a curated record. Lineage: Eukaryota; Metazoa; Arthropoda; Insecta; Hemiptera; Aphididae. Bases 110 to 1639 code for a protein of 509 amino acids. The transcript has a single exon.